This is a messenger RNA of Drosophila sulfurigaster albostrigata, 615 nucleotides long. RefSeq names its product piercer of microtubule wall 1 protein. NCBI's taxonomy places the organism in Eukaryota, Metazoa, Arthropoda, Insecta, Diptera, Drosophilidae. Gene Ontology annotation, cellular component: axonemal microtubule. The transcript has 2 exons. The record is from RefSeq and is a predicted model, not a curated record. The coding region runs from base 106 to 450 and encodes 114 amino acids. Gene Ontology annotation, biological process: axoneme assembly.
ACACCAGUUCCCUGUACACAGGAAACAAGUUAGCAGAAGCAACCGUAGAGCAAAAAUUACAAAUCUUUUUUAUUCAUUAAAAUAGUUGCAAAGAUUUCUAUUAAAAUGUGUGAACACUACUGCGAUGAUUUGGAGACCUUCAAUCCAGAGGUUGAAUUCUUAAAAUUUAUUAAGCGUAAGCCCGUUGUUGAGACGGCUAAGCUCUACGAGAAGUUGCAUAAACGCGAGGACAUCAAGUGUCCCUAUAACUUCAAGGGAUAUGGCGUGGAAACAGACAGGAACACCAUGUAUCGAACUUGCAACUCCGAAUAUGGUUAUUAUGCACCAAAUGCCUACACUAUCCCAACGAGAUUCUUUCCCCUCUCACAAAGAUUCUCGAACGAUGUGGUUCGAUUUGGCAUGUAUCGCAAUUUCUCUUUGAAUACGCAUAUGGAUAGUACAUACUACUGAGACUCGGAAUUGGACGAUUGCUAUUUGGAUCUUAUUUGUCAGCAUCUUGCAAUGAAUGCAACGUCAAAAGUCACAAAAUUCCUUUUGGCAAUAUUUUGAAGUUUUACACUGAGUUGUGCUCAUAUUACCCCACGAAAAAAUUAGAUUAAAUGCAAAUAGAGAAAA